AUGCGAGCCUUAAGAUCUCGAGUCUUGCGUUGGGCCCCGCCGCGCCCAUCACGGCACUCAACAAGAGUGGCUGAUCAGGAUAAGUCGCCCUUCCCACGCCAUGUCCUGAUCUCCGAAACGCCGGUCCUGCGGAGGACUCCCGGACACAUUAGAAGCUUCUCCUCGACACCCCCCUCGCUUUUCAUGCUAGAUGCAGAUUCUACAAUUUAUGCUUUAUCAACAGCACCAGGUAGAGCAGCCAUUGCCGUCGUACGGGUAUCUGGUCCGGCAUGUGUUUCGAUCUACAAAGCACUAUGUCCGAAAUAUCCCCUCCCAAAGCCUCGAUUUGCCGCCCUGCGCACCCUCUACGACCCAGCAAAACCGGCCUCCCCAAAUAGCGUCCUAGACGCCGGCGCUCUCGUCCUCUACUUCCCUGGCCCGAAAACAGUCACAGGCGAAGAUGUCCUAGAACUCCAUAUCCACGGCGGCCCGGCAAUCGUCAAAGCCGUACUUGCAGGCAUUGCAAGCAUAAACCACCCAGACACGGUAGUCCGAUACGCCGAACCGGGCGAAUUCACGCGCCGCGCUUUUAUGAAUGAUCGGCUCGGUCUCCCGCAGAUCGAAGCUCUAGGAGAUACACUAUCCGCUGAUACCGAGCAGCAGCGUCGAUUGGCGGUGCGUGGUGCAAGUGAUGCUUUGCUGAAACGCUACGAGCUCUGGAGGCAGCAGCUACUGUAUGCGCGCGGCGAGCUGGAGGCGUUGAUUGAUUUCUCGGAGGAUCAGCAUUUUGACGAGUCAACCGAGGAGCUAGUCUCUUCCGUUGCGGGCCAGGUGCGCGAUCUGCAGGUGCAGAUUGGAUUUCAUAUUCAGAAUGCUUCCAGGGGUGAAUUGUUGAGGAAUGGUAUCAAGGUUGCGCUUUUGGGGGCGCCUAAUGCCGGGAAGAGUUCUCUACUUAAUCGCAUUGUUGGGAAGGAGGCUGCUAUUGUAAGUACCGAGGAAGGUACGACGAGGGAUAUUGUUGAUGUUGGGAUUGAUUUGGGUGGGUGGUUUUGUAAGCUUGGUGAUAUGGCUGGAAUCCGUGCGGAAGCUGGAAUGAAGCCUGGGUCGAUUGUGGGAGCUGUCGAGAAGGAGGGCAUUCGAAGGGCGAGAGCUAGGGCUUUGGAGUCGGAUGUCGUCGUUGUGGUUGUUUCGUUAGAAGAGACGACACAGGGUGUUCGGCUUUUCGUGGAACCUGAGGUUCUAGAUGCGGUCAAUGAAUGUGUCAAGGCAGACAAAUGUCUGGUGAUUGCUAUCAACAAAUGCGACAAGCUUUCCUCGGAGAGACACGAACUUCCGGCUCUGACGGAUUCUAUCCGCGAUGUCUUCCCUGCUGUCCCAAGAGAACGAGUCUUCGCCAUCUCCUGCAAUGGAGCGCAACGCGGAUCCUUGUCCUCUGAGACCGACCCAGGCCAUCUACAAGCAUUCCUACGCGGGCUAAUCUCAACAUUCGAGCAUAUCGCAUCGCCACUAGGUAUGGACGGAGAAGGCCAAUAUGAUACCUCGUAUUGGGAAGAUUCAUUGGGUGUGACACAUCGGCAAAGCUCGAAUUUACAAAAAUGCCUCGAUCACCUCGACGACUUCCUUUCCCAGUCUACCCCCUCCGAGAGCGAGUUCGCCUCCAUCGACGGUGAGAUUGACAUCGUCACGGCCGCUGAGCACCUGCGCUUUGCAGCAGAUAUGCUGGCCAAGAUCACCGGCAAGGGUGAGAGUGGAGAUGUCGAAGAUGUGUUGGGUGUUGUCUUCGAGAAGUGA
Molecule: messenger RNA, 1770 nt
Organism: Penicillium atrosanguineum
Lineage: Eukaryota; Fungi; Ascomycota; Eurotiomycetes; Eurotiales; Aspergillaceae
Product: tRNA modification GTPase
Exons: 2
Coding region: 1-1770 (589 amino acids)
Biological process (GO): tRNA wobble uridine modification; tRNA methylation
Cellular component (GO): cytoplasm; mitochondrion
Molecular function (GO): GTPase activity; protein binding; GTP binding
Source: RefSeq, a predicted model, not a curated record